Messenger RNA from Arachis duranensis, 471 nucleotides. RefSeq lists its product as uncharacterized. Lineage: Eukaryota; Viridiplantae; Streptophyta; Magnoliopsida; Fabales; Fabaceae. Bases 127 to 471 code for a protein of 114 amino acids. The record is from RefSeq and is a predicted model, not a curated record. The transcript has 2 exons.
UUAGUAAUACAGGCCAAGCUAGUUGUUGAUGCUAAUGGUAGAAAGUACUGCCAAUAUGAUUCUGACAUUGCAACUGGCCUUGGCGUGGGUUCGUUCUUCAUCCCAGUCGCGAGUCAAGUGAUCAUAAUGAUUGUAACUAGAUGUCUCUGCUGCGGAAAAGCUAUGAGACCAAGUGGUUCCAGAUCUUGGGCAAUUUGCUUAUUCAUAACUAGCUGGGUAAUGUUUAUUAUUGCUGCGGAAUGCCUGCUGACCGGUUCUGUGAGGAAUGCUUACCACACCAAGUACAGAGAUCUCUUGAAACAGAGUGCACCAUCGUGCGAGACAAUGAGGAAGGGUGUCUUUGGAGUUGGAGCUGCAUUCAUCGUUCUCACAUGCAUAGCCUCUGAGAUUUAUUAUGUUAGUUUUUCCAAAGCUAACGAUGGUCCUCCCCCCUAUGCCAGGGACACUAGUAUGAGGAUGGAAAACUUAUAG